GGUUGCGGGGUAAUGCUGUCACCAUGGCGGCGCGGUGUGGAUCUGGUUUGGAGUUAUGAUGCCCAGCAAGAAGAAGAAGCGGCUCCACCGCAGUAUUCUGCUGGCCAAGAAGAUCAUCAUUAAAGAUGGAGGCACGCCUCAAGGAAUAGGUGCACCAAGUGUAUACCAUGCUGUGAUAGUAAUAUUUCUGGAAUUCUUUGCUUGGGGUCUUCUGACUGCACCGACACUGGUGGUCUUGCAUGAGACAUUUCCCAAGCAUACGUUUUUGAUGAAUGGCUUAAUUCAGGGAGUUAAGGGAUUAUUGUCAUUCCUGAGUGCGCCACUGAUAGGUGCACUUUCAGAUGUGUGGGGGCGGAAGUCUUUUCUGUUGCUUACUGUCUUUUUCACCUGUGCUCCUAUUCCUUUAAUGAAGAUUAGUCCAUGGUGGUAUUUUGCAGUUAUCUCUGUGUCAGGGGUAUUUGCAGUGACCUUCUCUGUGGUAUUUGCUUAUGUAGCUGACAUAACUCAGGAGCAUGAAAGAAGUAUGGCCUAUGGAUUGGUUUCGGCCACAUUUGCUGCAAGCUUGGUUACCAGCCCAGCCAUUGGUGCAUAUCUCGGUCGAAUUUAUGGGGACAGUCUUGUAGUUAUUCUUGCUACAGCAAUUGCUCUUCUGGAUAUCUGCUUUAUAUUGGUGGCUUUACCGGAAUCUCUCCCUGAAAAAAUGCGACCUGCCUCUUGGGGAGCUCCCAUCUCCUGGGAGCAAGCUGAUCCAUUCGCGUCUCUCAAGAAAGUUGGCCAAGAUUCAACAGUUUUACUGAUCUGUAUUACGGUUUUCCUAUCCUACCUUCCAGAGGCGGGCCAAUAUUCCAGUUUUUUUCUUUACCUCAGACAGGUCAUGAGAUUUUCAUCAGAAAGUGUAACAGCCUUUAUUGCUGUCCUUGGAAUCCUGUCCAUCAUUGCACAAACAGCGGUCCUGAGUUUGCUCAUGCGAUCCAUUGGGAACAAAAACACUAUUCUGUUGGGGUUAGGAUUUCAGAUGUUACAGUUGGCUUGGUAUGGCUUCGGCUCUGAGCCUUGGAUGAUGUGGGCAGCAGGAGCAGUGGCAGCCAUGUCCAGCAUUACUUUCCCAGCAGUGAGUGCACUGGUGUCGAGGAAUGCUGAUCCAGAUCAACAAGGUGUUGUUCAAGGAAUGGUCACAGGAAUUCGAGGGCUGUGUAAUGGCCUGGGCCCUGCACUUUUUGGGUUUAUAUUCUAUAUUUUUCACGUGGAACUAAAUGAAGUACCGGAGAAUGAUGCUGUGGCAUUGGACAGUAUGAAGGCAGAUAGUCGUUCUCAGCAGAGUUCAAUUAUUCCUGGACCACCAUUCUUAUUUGGAGCUUGCUCAGUGCUGUUAGCCUUGCUUGUUGCCUUGUUCAUUCCAGAAUAUAGAAACAUGUCACUAAGACCUACCAACUGGAAGAAACAUAUGAAUAGCCACAGUCAUCCACAUAGUCCACAGGUUCCUGCUGAUGCUAAAGAACCUUUACUUCAGGACACAAGUGUAUGACCACAUGAUGUACUUCAGUACCCACAGUGACUUCUGAUGAACACUGAAAACAAACUGUAUUGGCUACAGUCUUUAAAAAUGAUUGUGGUGCUGACCUAUAAAACAAUCCAGUAUUCUGGGUGUUGCAACUCAGGAUUGUGUUGAUCCCUUCAAGAUUACAAACUUGUUGCAGAAAUGUAGUUAUUGUGAGCUCCACAUAUUGGAAUUGAACAAACUUUCAAGAAACAAAUUUUACAAGUAUUUACUGAAGCUCUGGGAACGUGUUUUGUUGAGGACUUCUGACUCGAUGCUACCACAAGACCCUGUGACAUGGCUGAAAGUGAGUUUUGUUAUGUUAAAGUUAUUCAAACUUGCGCUUUAGAAAAGCAAAACUACACAAACGGACGAAUGACAAAGUGAGAUCCAAGACUAGUCAGUCCACACUUCGCGUUGAGGCAUUUCACUGUAUAUGGCUGUAGACUCUUCUGUCCUCCUGGAAUAUGGAGAAUCUGCGCAGCAUCUGUUUUGAACAUUACAGUGGAAGCCAGGGUGAUUAGAUACUUAAGCCUUAAAUAUUGCAGAAACACUUGAACGCAAGUUGAAAACUGGUUGCAGUUUAUCUGCAAGAAAAAUAACACGAGGCAGCAUGAUUAAAUAAAAUCAAAACAUUGCAUGUAGUAUUUCUUUCCACUCUUCACAAAAAUUGUGAUUUUAUUUUUUAAGCUAGCUUUGAAAGUUAAGCUGUUUUAUUCAGCUGCUUCAUCUCCAGUAUCAUGUUGAUGAGAAUCUUUGACCAGGAUUGGUGCUGGAAUGCCUUACUGUUAUAGGCAGUGAAAUGUAUAACUCAUUUCUAAUUUCAUCAGCAAGCUAGUCUAAAAGGCAGUUUGUUUUAAAUGCUAAUAGUUCAAAUGUUUACCAGAUGCACUGUUGACUAUGGGUUUUGCUAUGUAAAUCCAAAUAUUAAAUUUUAAUGCCACCCUUUCUAUGCCUUGAAGUUUUAUUUUCUAUUUUUUUAAUAUCUGUUGUAAUGAAUGGUAUUUAUUUAACUUCAGACUGAGUUGUUGUUAAUUGAACUUUGAGCCUUGAAAAUGACAUUGUUUUGUAUGUUAGAAUGUCUUCUUAAUGUAGUGGCCUUUUUAGCAAUAUGUUCCAUUUUGUGAUAAGUAGAAGUGAAGUUAAUCACUGUUUUAAUUUUGCAAUAUCAGCAGACUUUAAAUGUUUGAGGGUAUUGGAAAUGUUGCUUUUUGUAAAAUAAUGUCAAUACAUUGAUAAAGUAAUUCCUGAAGAAGUACAUUUCAUUCUGUGGUGUUAUUUUGCUUAAUGCCUUGUUUUACUUGAAUCUGAUGACCACAAGAAAUAAUAUCAAUGUAAAUAUGUACUGUAAUAUUUAGUUUUAUUAAACAAAGUAACAAUUAAAAUUGA
Rhincodon typus (whale shark) is the source of this 2926-nucleotide messenger RNA. Its product is annotated as hippocampus abundant transcript 1 protein. Gene Ontology annotation, biological process: transmembrane transport. Gene Ontology annotation, cellular component: membrane. Bases 56 to 1525 code for a protein of 489 amino acids. The transcript is spliced from 12 exons. NCBI's taxonomy places the organism in Eukaryota, Metazoa, Chordata, Chondrichthyes, Orectolobiformes, Rhincodontidae. Gene Ontology annotation, molecular function: transmembrane transporter activity. The record is from RefSeq and is a predicted model, not a curated record.